AUGUGUAGCCUUCGUCACCUCUACAUGUCUGAUGUGAUUUGCCGAGAGCCUCUGAAGAUUGAAAUGCUGGAGAAUCUGGAGACCUUAACCUACAUCUCAUUUGAUAAUUGGACAUAUGAGCUCUCGGGCAUGGGAAAGAUGAUCCGUCUCAAGAAACUGGGCAUUGAAGAAAUUGAUGAAAACUCGAAUGUAAGCAAGCUCUUUGCAUCAUUGGUUGAGCUGAAGAAUCUUGGAACCCUAAUCUUGAGAGGGUUUCGUUUCAGAAGCAUGCCUUGUUUGGACCAGCUUGGUAUUCUAGAAGGAAUUCAUACACUCAAAUUAGAAGGGCUCCUUCCCAAGUUACCAGUAAGUGGCACUAGUUUCCCUCGAUUUCUUAGAUCAUUGACGUUGGUUGAUAGCUGUCUUGACGAAGACCCCAUGCCACUACUAGGGGCGAAGCUAACCAUGCUUAAGCACCUCAAAUUGCGGAAUGCAUACACUGGUCAAGAAAUGGUGAUCUCGGAAUACAUGCAUUACCUUGAGGUCUUGUGCUUGGAAGAGAUGUGGAAUAUGAGAAAUGUAGAAAUUUUUAGAGGUAGACUGUAUCAACUCGAGAAGUUAGAUUCAAGAAUUGUCCAUAUCUGGAGACCCUACCCGAAGAGAUUGGGGAGAUGA
Messenger RNA from Salvia miltiorrhiza (redroot sage), 654 nucleotides. RefSeq names its product probable disease resistance protein At1g59620. The transcript has a single exon. Lineage: Eukaryota; Viridiplantae; Streptophyta; Magnoliopsida; Lamiales; Lamiaceae. Bases 1 to 654 code for a protein of 217 amino acids. The record is from RefSeq and is a predicted model, not a curated record.